This is a messenger RNA of Elephantulus edwardii (Cape elephant shrew), 3969 nucleotides long. It is a transcript of the gene TTC21A, whose product is annotated as tetratricopeptide repeat domain 21A. Lineage: Eukaryota; Metazoa; Chordata; Mammalia; Macroscelidea; Macroscelididae. Gene Ontology annotation, biological process: intraciliary retrograde transport; protein localization to cilium. Gene Ontology annotation, cellular component: intraciliary transport particle A. The record is from RefSeq and is a predicted model, not a curated record. Gene Ontology annotation, molecular function: protein binding. The transcript has 30 exons. The coding region runs from base 1 to 3969 and encodes 1322 amino acids.
AUGAGCAGCAGUCGUUCCUUCCUUCUGGCUGAAAUCAUUUAUUACGGCCAGGAAAAUUACUUCCACCAUGCACAGCAUGCUGCAGCCGUCGGCCUGGAGAAAUUCGGCAAUGAACCUGUGUUUCAGUUCCUUAAAGCCUAUGGAAUCCUCAAAGAAGGGCGCGUCCAGGAUGCCAUCAACGACCUGGAGAGCAUCCGAAACCACCCAGACAUGUCCCUGGGUGCCAUUGUGGCCCUCAUUUAUACUCUCAAGCGGUGUGAAAUCAUCGACCGAGAAGCUGUGGAGGAACUCGAAGGCGACCUGAAGGGUGUCCGCAAGGACGCUGACGGGACCACAUUGUACUACGCAGGCCUCUUCCUCUGGCUCAUGGGCCAGCAGGAAAAAGCCAGGGACUACGUCGACCGUGCACUCAGAGUCUCCAGUGGCUACAGAGAGGCCUAUGUUCUCAGAGGCUGGAUAGACCUAACCUCAGACAAGCCCUACACCGUGAAGAAAUCCAUCAAGUACCUGGACCUAGGAAUUCAGGACACCAAAGAUGUGCUGGGAAUGAUGGGAAAGGCAACCUAUCUCCUGAUGCAGCAGAACUACUCCGGGGCCCUGGAGCUGGUGAACCAGAUCACCGUGUCCUCACCCGACUUCCUCCCGGCCUUUGUCCUGAAGAUGCGGCUGUUCUUGGCCAGGCAGGACUGGGAGCAGACCAUAGAAAUCAGCCAAAGAAUCCUCCAAAAAGACACAAACAACAUUGAUGCCUGCCAAGCCCUGGCCUUGCAUGAGCUCGUGAGAGAGGGGAACCCCAGCAGAGUAAGUUCUCUUAAGACCUGGAAAGCUUUCCAGCACGUUCAAAAACUGAUUGAAGCCCUAGAGACGAGUGAACCCCAAAACCCAGACCUCUACCUCAAAAAAAUUCUCGUGAUUGGCAAGCUGUGUGGAAGACAUCAGGCAAUCUUAAAGCUGGUGUGUAGCUUCAUUGAGCAGGCCUCCGUGGCCGUGUACCCCCACACUCACGUGGCCAUAGAGCUGGGCUCUCUCUUCAUCCUACGGGAGCAAAUAAAGGAAGCAACGCGGUGGUACACUGAGGCCAUGAAGCUGGACGAGAACAGCGUAGCUGCCUUGACAGGGGUCAUCUGGUGCCAGCUCUUAGAAGGCCACCUGGAGGAGGCGGAGAGCCUGCUGGAAUUCCUGAAGGAAGUGCAGCAAUCCCUGGGGAAGUCCGAGGUGCUGCUUUUCCUCGAGGCCCUCCUGACCACCAAGAAGCGCCGGCCGGAGCAGGAGUCCAUAGCGCUGCUGAAGGAGGCAGCGGAGCUGCAUUUCUCCAACAUGCAGGGCCUGGCCCUGAGCCCUGAGUACUUUGAACGCCUCAACCCCCUGUUCCUGGUGUGCAUCGCCAAGGAAUACCUCUUGUUCUGCCCCAAGCAGCCCCGGCUGCCAGGCCAGGUCGUGUCGCCACUGCUCAAACAAGUUGCCGUGAUCUUGAACCCUGUGGUCAAAGUAGCUCCAGCUCUGAUCGAACCCCUUUACCUGGCAGCUCAGGUCAAGUAUCUCUCAGGGGAGCUGGAAAAUGCCCAGAUCAUGCUACAGCGCUGCAUGGAGCUGGACCCCACCUCUGUGGACACCCACCUGCUCAUGGCCCAGGUCUACUUGGCUCAAGGCAACUUUGCCAUGUGCUCCCAGUGCCUAGAGCUGGCCGUCAGCCACAACUUCCAGGUCCGAGACCACCCCCUCUACCACUUCAUCAAGGCCAGGGCCCUCAACAAGUCCGGGGACUACACAGAGGCCAUAAAGACGCUGAAAGUGAUCAUGAAGUUGCCGCCUCGGAGAGCAGAGGAAGAAGGCAGGAAGCUCCGAGGGCCCUCCCUGCAGCCCAGCGAGCGGGUGUCCAUCCUGCUGGAGCUGGUGGAGGCCCUGCGGCUGAACGGGGAGCUGCACGAAGCCACCAAGGUCAUGCAGGAUGCCAUCAAUGAGUUCAGUGGCACGCCAGAAGAGGUCCGCAUCACCAUCGCCAAUGUGGACCUGACCCUGAGCAAGGGGAACGUGGACUUGGCUCUGAGCAUGUUGAGGAGCAUCGGCCCCAAGCAGCCGUGCUACACGGAGGCCAAGGAGAGGAUGGCCAGCAUCUACCUGCAGAUCCGCAAGGACGUCCGCCUGUACAUCGGGUGCUACCGCGAUCUCUGUGAAAACCUGCCCAGCCCCCACACCAGCCUGCUACUGGGUGACGCUCUCAUGAACAUUCAGGAGCCAGAGAAAGCCCUGGAGGUCUACGACGAGGCAUACAGAAAGAAUCCACACGAUGCAGCCCUGGUCAGCAGGAUCGGGCAAGCUUAUGUGAAGACCCACCAGUACAACAAGGCAAUUAAUUAUUACGAGGCCGCCCAGAAGAUCAGUGGGCAGGACUUUCUGUGCUGCGACCUGGCUGAGCUGCUGCUGAAGUUAAAGAAGUUCACGAAGGCAGAGAAGGUCCUGAAGCAGGCACUGGAGCACGACUUCGCCAAAGACCUCCCAUCCAUGAUGAAUCAUGUCAAGUGCCUGCUUCUGCUGGCAGAAGUUUACAAGAGUCAUAAAAAAGAAGAUGUGAUGGAGACUUUGAACAAGGCUCUCGACCUUCAGUCUCGGGUUCUGAAGAGGACUCCCCUGGAGCAACCAGAAAUUAUUCCCGCCCAGAAGCAACUGGCCGCCUCCAUCUGCACCCAGUUAGGCGAGUACAGCCUCGCGGAGAAGAACUACACCAAGGCCGGGCUGGCCUAUCAGGAUGCCCUCUCCUACACUCCCACCGACACUAAGGUGAUGCUGGACCUGGCGCGGGUUUACCUGCUGCAGGGGCAUCUGGAUCUGUGUGAACAGCACUGCACUGGCCUCCUGCAGACGGAGCAGAACCAGGAGGCUGCCUCUGUGAUGAUGGCUGACCUGAUGUUCAGAAAGCAGAAUUACGAAGCCGCCAUCAAUCUCUACCGCCAGGUCCUGGAGAAAGCACCAGAUAAUUUUCCGGUUCUGAGUAAACUAAUCGAUCUGCUACGAAGAAGCGGAAAACUCGAAGAGGCCCCCGCUUUCUUUGAACUGGCCAAGAAUGUGUCCAGCCGUGUGCCUUUGGAGCCGGGGUUCAACUACUGCAGAGGCAUCUACUUCUGGCACACAGGGCAACCCAACGAGGCCCUGAAAUUCCUGAACAAGGCUCGCAAGGACAGCACUUGGGGCCAGAGAGCCACCUACUACAUGGUGCAGAUUUGUCUGAACCCAGACAAUGAGAUCAUGGGUGGAGAGGCUUUUGAGAACUUGGUGCCCGAGAGCAACUCCACAGAAAAGAAGGACUCGGAACAGCAUGGCGUGCGGACGGCGGAGAAGCUGCUGCGUGACUUCUGCCCACACUCGGCCUCGGGCCAGACCCAGCUGCGACUCCUGCAGAGCCUCUGCCUGAUGGCCACGCGGGAGAAGGCGAACGUGGAGGCGGCCCUGGGCAGCUUCAUUGAGAUGGCCCAGGCCGAGAAGAACAACGUGGCCGCCCUUCUGGCCGUGGCGCAGGCCUACCUGCUGCUGAGGCAGAUCCCCAAGGCUCGAACACAGCUCAAGCGCCAAGCCAAGGCACCCUGGGUGCUGGCCGAGGCCGAGGACCUGGAGAAGAGCUGGCUCCUGCUGGCCGACAUCUACUGCCAGGGCGGCAAGUUCGACCUCGCCACAGAGCUGCUGCGGCGCUGUCUGCAAUACAACAAGUCUUGCAGCAAAGCCUAUGAGUAUCUGGGCUUCAUCAUGGAGAAGGAGCAGUCCUACAAGGACGCAGCCACCAACUACGAGCUGGCCUGGAAGUACAGUUACCAGGCCAGCCCCUCUGUGGGGUUCAAGCUUGCGUUCAACUACCUGAAGGCCAAGAAAUUUGUGGAGGCCAUUGAAAUCUGCCACAGCGUUCUCAGGGAGCACCCCAACUACCCUAAGAUCAGAGAGGAAAUUUUGGAAAAGGCCCAAGGAUCCUUGAGACCGUAG